AUGCCUGAGCUACAGACACGACUCAAGAAGCUCGCCCAAGAUGGCGACCCGAGCCGCAAUUUCACGGUCAAGAUGUACCCACCCCCAGAGAACAAGAAGUUCACCUCUCAUCGCGACUAUCGUUAUACACUGAAUGGCCCACCUCGUCAGAUGAACGAUGCGCUGAUUCGCAUGGUCAUUAAAGCCAUCCGCGAACUAAGCAAAGAUCACAUGCUGUUUGCAGCAGCAAGAAUAUGGCCACACAACCUGGACGAGACUCUACCCAUCUGGCCUGGACACGCUGGUGGCGCUGUGAAGUUGUAUGCUUUCACACAAUCGUUCGAGGAGUUUCCCAUGGCUACCGAGAUCCGCGUUGCUCGAGGUACUACGACGCUGACUACCGAUAACGUGCAGAUUCGCAAGAAGUGGAAGGGCAAAGGAGCUGACAGAGAGCCUUGGACUGAGCUCAAGCGUUGGCUUCUAGAGCUUCCAAUUCCUGCUCAAAUUACUCAUGGUACCGACAAUCGAGGUAUACCUCGUGUCAUACUCGCUCAACAGUUGUGGUGGAGCAAGCGGGGCAAGAGCUUUCGCCUGAUGUCUCUACCGAUAGAGAUCCGCCUUAUCAUCUUCCAGCAUGCCCUCGGCGAGAAUAUAUAUCCCCGCACCUACUACAAUCGUGUCACGAACCAGCAUAGGGUCAGCCUUGGAUUUAAACAGAUUACACCUAAUGCGACAGAGGAACCAAAUUCCGCUGCUCGUCCAGAGGCGCCGAACUAUGCAGUCUUCCUCUUAAACAAGGGACUCCGCGACGAGGCUCUGCGUGCAGGCUACCAAGGCAGUCGAAAACAUUUCACCAGUCACUUUAAUCUUCAGGAAGUCAUCCAUGCGAGCCCCACAUCUCCGUACAAGCUACUCAGCCGCAUCCAUCUUCACUUUAACCUCAGUCAUUACUUCGAGUUCUUUGGUAUCGAUACGCAGCCGAUUAUCCAGCACUCGGUUAGCAGGAGUCACGGAAGUAUAUUACAAGGCGUUCCAGACCUCAGACACCUCGAGCUGUUCUUUCCAAGCCCAUAUGGACCGGACCGAAACAAGACACCAUGGAGAAAUCACGUUACCUUCUCUCAGCUAUAUCCUUGCCAGAGAACCGCUGUAGACUGUAUUCUCACCUUCGCGUUCCCAUACAUCAAAGAUAUUCCUCAUGUACACCUCAUUGGAUGCAUCAAGAGCUGCACCAAGUUCAAGUGGUACUACAUCCUCAACAAGGAAUACGAACAACGCAAGGAAGACUACCGCACACAUGGUCACAACCACGAAGUGGAAGUGGCGACCCUACUCGGAAAGUCGCUGAACCAGUAA
This is a messenger RNA of Alternaria arbusti, 1335 nucleotides long. RefSeq lists its product as uncharacterized. The record is from RefSeq and is a predicted model, not a curated record. The transcript has a single exon. NCBI's taxonomy places the organism in Eukaryota, Fungi, Ascomycota, Dothideomycetes, Pleosporales, Pleosporaceae. The coding region runs from base 1 to 1335 and encodes 444 amino acids.